Messenger RNA from Fimicolochytrium jonesii, 999 nucleotides. RefSeq lists its product as uncharacterized. The transcript has a single exon. Bases 1 to 999 code for a protein of 332 amino acids. NCBI's taxonomy places the organism in Eukaryota, Fungi, Chytridiomycota, Chytridiomycetes, Spizellomycetales, Powellomycetaceae. The record is from RefSeq and is a predicted model, not a curated record.
AUGGCUGCCUCCACCUAUGCCGCGAGCGCGGCGACAAGACGGGGGACCACUUUGAACCGGAACCAGUUCUAUCUGGGCUACAUAGUCUUUCCGGCCGAAAUCAACCAAGCGACACCAGCAGAAUCGUCGUUUCCCACAAACCUUCCAUGUAUCCAAAGUCCAACAUCUCCUGAAGUUCAACGAACAUUCUCAGCUGGCGACCCGACCAACCCGCCCUACCGCCGUCUCCGUGACCCCAAGUAUCACCCGAUUUUGGUACACCGAUACGAUCCCGAGGAUGAGGUGGCGACUGUAUUUGUGGCAUCCUCCCACCUGGUCUAUGCCCACCGGUUCGUCCCCGUUGCGGACGCACCAUGUCUGAGGAAUCAGCCCCCAGAAGGCAUUCAUCUCGUGCCGGACGGUUUGUUUGAGGGUCAGAGGUCAUAUCUCAACUUCUCCCACCCCGUCAAGUGCCAAGUCGUUUUUGAGAGUGUCAAAAUUGAAAAAGGCCAGUCUCGUGACAACGCAGGUCGAGCACUGGUUGUCCACCCGAAGGAUGAUCAAGGUCAAAUUUUUGUCACCAUCGCCCCAGAUGAAAAGAAGAAACUAUUGAGAUAUCAUUGGCGAUACUGGAGGAAUGUUAGAUACGAUGACAACCAAGAAGAAGACUCGAAAGAUAGUGAGCCUGACGGAGGUGAAGCGGAUGCUGUUGCCGGAGGUGGUGUUAAUGCUGACCAACGUGGCGGUGGUGCUGGGCGAGGAGAUUGUGGAAAUGCUGGUGGAAGCGGCGGUGGAAGCGGCGCUGGCAGCAGCUCACAGAGCAGGAAAGCAUGGGCGGAACGGGUUCAGUAUGCACUCACCCAUCCCGACGUCCCGGAGGAGAAGGAUGAUAGCCUUAAACCAUUUCUGUUUGUCGUGGGACCACUCUCCCCGUUCACCCCUUUGAAAGAAAUCGCAUAUGAACUUGAAAAUGGGUUCGAAGAUUGUUUGGCAAGCCAUGGACGUCGGGUGGGGGCGUGA